Molecule: messenger RNA, 1953 nt
Organism: Halichondria panicea
Lineage: Eukaryota; Metazoa; Porifera; Demospongiae; Suberitida; Halichondriidae
Exons: 12
Coding region: 26-1852 (608 amino acids)
Biological process (GO): transcription initiation at RNA polymerase III promoter
Cellular component (GO): transcription factor TFIIIC complex
Molecular function (GO): protein binding; histone acetyltransferase activity
Source: RefSeq, a predicted model, not a curated record
ACCCACAUGGAAACACUUUAUAAAGAUGGCCUCCACUAGCAUUGACCGUUUUCACCACCUCUCAAGACACGGACAAGAUGUGGACAACUUGAGCUGGUCAGCAGAUCACAGAAUGGCAGUUACUACUCCAGAGAUGAUUAUAGUCUGUACGUUGCUGAGGUCACCGCCCACACCCUCCACACCCUCACACAAGCCACUCAUGAUGGUUUCCACUGCACACGCCCUCACACCUCACACAAAGGAGCUACCGAGACCAGUCACAGUCACACAACAUCUGGACCCAGCAUUUGCAACGCCCACUCUAUCAUAUGAUCCCUUCAAACGAUCUGAUUGGUCGCCAUUGGGUUGCAAUCAACACAGGGGGUGUGUGUUGUGUGGACUGACUGCUAGUGGUCGCCUGGCUCUGUACACUCCGCCAACCUCACAAUGGAAGCUCUGGAAACAUGUUCUAACAAUCUCUGACAUUCUAUUGGACGCUGAAAUAGCCGUGACCAUGACUCCUCACGACAAAGCUAUGUUCUCAUUCUGUACUGCAUUCUCAUGGCUUCCCUGUAUGCUGAGUGGGUGUGUUAUCAUUGCUAUGGCAACCCGAUCAGGUCAUUUGGUACUUGUGGAGAUGUCUUUACCUGUCACUGGGUCAAUAAGUGAUGGUGUGAAGGUGGUAUGGGCGGAGCUACUAACCGACUGUGGAGAGGGGAGGGAGUGGGCGUGUAGUCUAAAGUGGUGCCACACUCAAGACCCUUGUGUGAGCGUGGGCUGUACUGAUGGUCGGGUGAUGUGUCUGCAAUGGAUGGAUGCUGACUUCACCUCAGCCAAUGUCAAGAGCAUAUGGACCAAUGACACUGUGCCUGUGUAUCACAUGACCUACCUACCUCAACACAUUGUGUUUGCCAAGGGCAGUAUGCUAAUAGUGUGUCCACUGGAGGAGGGGAAUCCCCUCACAGUGUGUGGCGUGCACUCGUUACCAAUAUCGGGGCUGGUAGCGACCAAUCAGAAUGCAGUAUUGUCAUCAUCACUAGACGGGAGUGUCCAGAUGUGGAGGGUAGGUGAUACUAGGCCACACCCACUUAGGACGGGGAUCACUGGCCACACCCUUUUAGCCGCACAUGGUCUUGCAUUAUCACACAACGCACUACUCCUUGCUGUCACUAUCAAUGAGCGAUUCAAUCAAGAGAAGAAACAAGGUUGCUCUUUAUACUUCUUAAAUAUUGCCAAUGACACCGUGGUAACCAGGCCGUUGCCAACGGUAAUAUCACCAUGGGAUAUCGUUGAGAUCCUCCGCCAGAUGCCCACUCAUAGUGGCUAUCUAGAGCUGCUUCUAGAUCACGCCCACAAGAAUGACUCGAGAUUGUCUGCUUUGCUGACACUGCAAGAAGCCAUCAUCAACCAACAGUCAGGUGAUGAGCUGGUAGUAGCCAGACAGAGGGUGGUGUGUGCGCAUGCCCAGUGGUGUCUAGGAGAGGUAGAGGAGGGAGCUAUAGAUGCUGUCAGUACACUCAGUGCUGGUCUUAUGAUAUCAUGGCUCAAGGCAUACGGAGUCAACACACAACUAUAUUCUCGAGUGUACGAGGGCCCCACUACUAAUCAGGAGUGUCCAGUGUGUGAUGAUCAUGUGACCCUCCAUGGCAACCUCCUCACCUAUCACUGUCCCAGUGGACACUCGUGGGAUGUAUGUCCGCUGACUAUGGUGUUGGUGAGUGGGUGUAGUGAGUGUAGUGUGUGUGUGCAGUGUGGGGGUGUGGUCAACUCCCCCUCAUCUCUACACACCCAACCAGGCAGCUGGCUACACAAAGUGCUGACUCAACAGAACCAGUGUACAUACUGCGGUGGUUACUUCGAGGCCAUGUGCUGAACACUUCAUAAUUAUAUGUACAACUAAAGACACGUUUCUUACAAUACAUGUACAAUACUAUUGUAGCCGCGUACUUGUUUUCAUUUUGUUGUUUAAUUUGA